Messenger RNA from Rhizophagus irregularis DAOM 181602=DAOM 197198, 367 nucleotides. NCBI's taxonomy places the organism in Eukaryota, Fungi, Glomeromycota, Glomeromycetes, Glomerales, Glomeraceae. The record is from RefSeq and is a predicted model, not a curated record.
AUGACUUUUAAUGAUAUUUAUUUUCGAUAUUAUAUUUCAAAAAGAGAAGGUUCUCCUCAUGAAUUACCAAAUAUAUGUAAUUUCCCAUCUAACUUAUUGUUUAAUGCACCUGAGAAUUAUAAGCAAGAAAUUUUACCUUUAGAUGCUAUAGAUAUAAUGUAUACUGGCUAUUAUAAUUUUAAACAAGCAUAAUGUAAUUCAAGUGGCUUAAAGUUGGAUCAUACAUCAAAAUUGCAAAGAUUUAUCUAUUUAUACUUUGGAAAGAUAUCCUUCUUUAUAACAACGAGAUUGAUAAUAGUCUUUAAGUGUUUUAUUGAUGAAUUUGAGAAUGUAUCGCCCAUGAUGAUGCCAUUGCUUUAGAAUUUCA